CGAAGAGUGCAGAUGGAUCAAUACGGUCGACAGAAGUUUUAACUAUCUGGAGUGCGGAUAAAUUUUUACUGAGAGUCGUAUAGGAAUCUAUAAUCUAGUACUUUCCAAAAUACGCCGAGAGUAUUCCUGAUGGUGAAACGAGCGUUGCUUCAUCGAACGCAGCUAAAGAAAACAACAUCUAUGUAGUUGGUGGUACGAUGCCUGAAAUAGGGGGCGAUAAAUUGUACAAUACCUGUACUAUUUGGGGUCCCGAUGGAACUUUGAUAGCAAAACACCGAAAGGUACAUCUAUUCGACAUCGACAUUCCUAAUAAGAUUACUUUUCGAGAGAGUGAUUCACUCAGUCCUGGUAACUCCCUAACGACGUUCGAUGUGAAGGGCUGCAAAAUAGGUAUUGGCAUUUGCUAUGAUAUUAGAUUCGAGGAAAUGGCACGCAUUUAUCGGAACAAAGGUUGCCAAAUGCUGAUAUAUCCAGCGGCAUUCAAUAUGACCACUGGACCACUGCACUGGUCAUUACUUCAGCGUUUCAGAGCGAAUGAUAAUCAAUUAUACGUUGCCUGCAUAUCACCGGCUCGUGUUCCUUAAGCAAGUUACGUCGCAUGGGGACAUACACAGUUGACCAAUCCCUGGGGAAAGAUUCUUUACGAUUUGGAAACUCAAGAGAAUAUGGCAGUCACCGAUAUCGGUAAUUUACAGCUUAAAAUUAAAAGCGAGAGAUCCAUGAUGUAAUUAAUUUUUAGUCUCGUUAAUUUAUCGAUUUAGCCAUCUUCCUCUGUAUUUGUUGAAUUUAUUAGUAAGCAUUACUUAUUACUUCGUAUGUUUCUUUUUUCUAUCAGAUCUAAAA
Messenger RNA from Bombus huntii, 843 nucleotides. RefSeq names its product omega-amidase NIT2-A-like. NCBI's taxonomy places the organism in Eukaryota, Metazoa, Arthropoda, Insecta, Hymenoptera, Apidae. Gene Ontology annotation, biological process: oxaloacetate metabolic process; L-glutamine metabolic process. Gene Ontology annotation, cellular component: mitochondrion. Gene Ontology annotation, molecular function: omega-amidase activity. The record is from RefSeq and is a predicted model, not a curated record. The transcript is spliced from 4 exons. The coding region runs from base 198 to 584 and encodes 128 amino acids.